Nothoprocta perdicaria is the source of this 1815-nucleotide messenger RNA. It is a transcript of the gene ST6GALNAC6, whose product is annotated as ST6 N-acetylgalactosaminide alpha-2,6-sialyltransferase 6. The record is from RefSeq and is a predicted model, not a curated record. Gene Ontology annotation, molecular function: alpha-N-acetylgalactosaminide alpha-2,6-sialyltransferase activity. Bases 101 to 991 code for a protein of 296 amino acids. The transcript has 6 exons. Gene Ontology annotation, biological process: ganglioside biosynthetic process; oligosaccharide metabolic process. NCBI's taxonomy places the organism in Eukaryota, Metazoa, Chordata, Aves, Tinamiformes, Tinamidae.
CGCCGCCACCACGCUGCCCGCCGUGCUCUGCACCUGAGAGCCCUCGCGCAGGUUCUCGCACGGCGCCGUGACCGCUCCGCRCUGAGGCUUGCACAGAGACAUGAGCAGCAACGCGGGCCAGCGUGCCGCCGUCUUCGUGGUCCUCUUCGCCCUCGUCAUGUUGCUGAUCAUCUACAGCUCCAGCAGCGGCAACGAGGUCUUCCACUACGGCGCGCUGCGGGGCAGAGCCCGCCGGCCCCCCAACCUCAAGAAAUGGGGCAUCAGAAACGGGUACCUGCCCGUCUGCGGCAACAAGACCCUGACUUCYCACUGCCACCAGUGCGUCAUCGUCACCAGCUCCAGCCACCUGCUGGGCACCCGCCUGGGCUCGGAGAUUGACCAAGCCGAGUGCACCAUCCGCAUGAACGACGCGCCCACCACCGGCUACGAGGCGGACGUGGGCAACAAGACCAGCUUCCGCGUGGUGGCCCACUCCAGCGUCUACCGGGUGCUCAAGAGGCCGCAGGAGUUUGUCAACAAGACCCCGGAGACCAUCUUCAUCUUCUGGGGGCCGCCCGCCAAGAUGCAGAAGAGCCUGCUGAAAAUCAUCCAGCGCGUCAGCAUGUCCUUCCCCAACAUGACGGCCUACGUCGUCUCCCCGGGGCGCAUGAAGCAGUUUGACGACUUGUUCCGGAGAGAGACAGGGAAGGACAGGGAGAAGUCGCGCUCAUGGCUCAGCACCGGCUGGUUCACCAUGGUGAUCGCGGUGGAGCUGUGCGACAACGUCCACGUGUACGGCAUGGUGCCCCCCAACUACUGCAGCAACCGCCCGCUGCCGCGGCGCAUGGCCUACCACUACUACGAGCCCAAAGGCCCCGACGAGUGCACCACGUACAUCCACAACGAGCGGAGCCGCAAGGGCAACCACCACCGCUUCAUCACUGAGAAGAGGGUCUUUGCCAGCUGGGCCGGGCUCUACAACAUCAGCUUCUCCCACCCGGCCUGGGCCUAGGGCUGGCACUGGCCACGUGCAGCCCAUCUGGUGGCUCCCAGGAGCCGGGCUGGCCUUGGGCAGAGCGGAGGCCUGAGACAGGACGGAGUCCAGUCGAGCUCCCUGCUCUGUACGAUGCCCGCUGCCCGGGCCAGUCCAUCGCCGCGCUGCCAUGGGGCACCCGGGCCGGUCCUGGUGGCCGCGCUGCCUUGGGGCACCCAUGGAGGGACCUGCGGUGGCACCCGGAGGGCUGCUCUGCCCAGGGAGGCCACUUCCCGUGUGCUCUGGGUGUUAGGACUUUACUUGUGUUUCCUUGGGGUGGCCUUGAGGUGUCCCUGGGGGCCAAGUCACCUUGAGGUGACAGGAGCCACGUCCCAGGCUGGCUUUGGUGGCCAGCGCCCCACACUAGGAGGGUGGCAGGGGUGGCUGGUGGGUGCUGCACAUGGGUGCCCCAUYUGCAAACCUUUCCCAGCCGUAUUGYACCCUGCUGUGGGCACCUGGGCACCCCGCAGCCCCGAGGGGACGGGACGAGCCCGGGUCGAAUGGCGGCGCCCGCCACGCUCACUGCCACCMGAGCCCAGCCGCCCCUCGCAGCCGCGGCGCUGCUCUCCCGGGGGGCACACUGCCAAAACACAUUUUUUAACCAAAUGAUGGAAGUUUGGGCUAUUUUGGCUUUUGUGCCCGCUGCUCCUUGUGUUUGUAUUGCUUUGUUUUGUUUUCCUACGAAGAACUUGACUGGCCGUGCGGAUAGCUGCAGAGYGGGCGCGCUGGGCAGGCGCAGCAGAGCACACAAGCAGGGACUUUUUAUAUGGUUAUUACUAAUUUCCCGGCAGGAGGAUGUGGGA